Messenger RNA from Phycomyces blakesleeanus NRRL 1555(-), 615 nucleotides. RefSeq lists its product as hypothetical. NCBI's taxonomy places the organism in Eukaryota, Fungi, Mucoromycota, Mucoromycetes, Mucorales, Phycomycetaceae. Bases 1 to 615 code for a protein of 204 amino acids. The record is from RefSeq and is a predicted model, not a curated record. The transcript is spliced from 4 exons.
AUGCGAGAACCAAGAGAUCCGUUGCUGAAAGGAUCAGCUCGACGGUUUAAUGACCAGCUAUUUUUAAAUCCCAAGGUACGAGACGAUUCACAAAGUUUUGUUAGACUAUCAGACCAGCCAAAGCUUGACCUAGUUCUCAUCGAAAGCCGGUUGUUGCCAACUAGCUCCCAACAAUCCCAUAUUCUUGCUGUAACCAUUCAAUCGGUAGUAGCGACGGGCGGUGUGAAUUCCUCGUUGAUGAGCAAUAGUUACAGAGCUCAAUCCCCAGCACGACAUAGUUUCAAAAGAUUACCCAAGCUUCUCAGCCAAGGUUAUAGACUCGUUGACUAUGUCAGUGUAGCGCGCGUGCGGCCCAGAACAUCUAAGGGCAUCACAGACCUGUUAUUGCCUAACUUCAUCCUGCUUAGCGCAGGUAGUUUCUCUAAGAAGACAGAAAAGCCGAAGCUUAACCCAACUAAAAAGUUGGUCUGUCUAUUUAGUAAAAUAAGGUCUCGUUCGUUAUCGGAAUUAACCAGACAAAUCACUCCACGAACUAAGAACGGCCAUGCACCACCACCCAUAAAAUCUAGAAAGAGCUUUCAAUCUGUCAAUCCUUCUUAUGUCUGGACCUGGUGA